Messenger RNA from Capsaspora owczarzaki ATCC 30864, 2231 nucleotides. Its product is annotated as patatin-like phospholipase domain-containing protein. Gene Ontology annotation, molecular function: triacylglycerol lipase activity. The record is from RefSeq and is a predicted model, not a curated record. Bases 141 to 2033 code for a protein of 630 amino acids. Gene Ontology annotation, biological process: lipid metabolic process. The transcript has 7 exons. NCBI's taxonomy places the organism in Eukaryota, Filasterea, Ministeriida, Capsasporidae.
ACUCACUCACAGUGGGCGAACGGGAAACUGAGUGAGCUGGUGACGCGUUUUCAACCUCCGACGCGCACUCGCGACUCCAUCCAACCGAGCACUCGAGCACAUCAAAACCAACAAGUGUCCUAACCGAACCCUGACCCAAAAUGCUGGUGAAGGCGUCGCGGUUGCUGCGGUGGCCGCUCGUGUUUGCCGUCUUCUCCAUUCUGAUGGUCGAGCUCACCCUCUACACUGCGCUCCGAUGGCUCGUCUAUGCCAUCGAGGCGGUAUUCACGACUCCAAAUUACCGCCGAAGAUUGCUCGGUAUUCGCGAAAUGCGAACGUAUGAGCAAUGGUUUACGGCGUCACAGCAAGCGGAUCGAGCUCAGGGUCGAGAUAGCUGGUCUGCCAACGACAGCGACGCCGCGUACGAUUCGGUACUCAUCGAAUCAAGCGUCAAGCAGCUCCAGGAGCAGAGUAGAAACGGCGAUAUCAAACGACUCAUGCACACGCUUGCGACCAAGUGCCACAAGAACUUGGCUGGCAUCAAUAGCGAAAUUCUGUACUCGCAUCAGUUUGUCGGGCGAACCAAGAACAUCAUCCACGAAUAUGCCCGCACACUGGAGGCUGCACUUGAUGUUGUGGCCGCCGCACCAGAAGACGUUCUGUCGCACGACCGCAAGGUCAAAUUUUUCCGGUCGUUGGAAAAGUCGUACGGCAAGUCAGCCCUGUGUCUCUCUGGCGGUGGUGGGCAAGGCUAUUACCACGUUGGCGUGGUGCGUGCGCUGCUGGAUCGAGGAUUACUUCCAGCAGUGAUUGCAGGCACCAGCGCUGGUGCCUUGAUCGGCUCGAUCGUCUGCACCAAAACGGACGAGGAACUCCGAACUGCGUUGACACCCGAUUUGCACGCCCAAAUGACGGCUUGUGCUGAGCCGUUGCCAAAGCGACUGUUUCGCUUCCUGAAGACUGGAAACAUGUUUGAAAAGGAGCCUUGGCUUGUUAAAACCCGAGCACUUAUCGGGGAUUGGACGUUUGAAGAGGCGUAUUUGCGAACCGGCCGCGUCUUCAACGUCACCAUCACUUCUGCGAACGUGCACUCGCCGCCAUUGCUGCUCAACUACAUCACCGCGCCCAAUGUGCUCGUCUACAGCGCCGUAGUCGCGUCGGCUGCCAUUCCUGGGCUUCUCGAAGCCUGCGAAUUGUUGGUCAAGAACGAUGAUGGUUCAGUCGAGCCGUACCACGUUGUUGGCGAAAAGUGGACGGAUGGCGGACUCAAGACGGACUUGCCGAUGCAGUCGCUUUCACACCUGUUCAAUGUCAAUUACUUUAUUGUUUCUCAGGUAAAUCCGCACAUCAUCCCAUUCCUGUACGAGCGCAAGGGCUCUGCGGGUCAGCCAGUGUGGCGAGCAAAGGGCGUCCGCGGAGGCUUUAUCACUGCUCUGCUCGAGGCCAUGCUCAAGUACGACAUGAAAAAGUGGCUGAUUGUCAUGAAAGAGUUGGAGCUGUUUCCAAUGUUCCUGGGGCACGACUGGAGCUUGAUCUUUUUGCAAAACUUUGCAGGAUCGGUGACCAUUUCGCCGUCUCCUCGAUUUUCCGAUUACCUUCUGAUUCUGCAUGAUCCGACCCGGCAAAGGAUGGCAGAGUACAUUCAUCGUGGCCAAACCUUCACGUACCUAAAGGUUGGCAUGAUUGAAGUCGCGUACCGAACUGAAAAGAAGAUUGACACCAUUCUGCAGUCACUGGGAGCCCUCGACAUGUUUGACACGAUUCUCGCGUCUCCAAUUGUCCGAGAGCUCCGCCUGCAGCAGGAGAAGACCAACAUGACCAUCGAAUCGCCGCCAACAGCGCCAAAGUCCCCCCGCACCGUCCCGCUGUUCCAAGCCACCAUCAACACUCCUCCCAGCAACCAACUCACCCCAUUCGAGUCGAGAACGGACAGCGAAACGACGUCAGCAGCAGUGCUGCCGAUGGAGCUCGGUGGUGCGUUGCUCGAUUCUGGAGACGUCGACUUGCGGCAAGAAAGCGAGUUGAUCAAGCUACGACGUCAGACCAUCCACUAGAAGGAUGUUGCCAAGCUUUGAUGUGUGGGCUGUGAUGAUUGUAUGGAAGAGCCUCGAUAAAGAGAAACUUCACAACGACACCCUUGAGUAACGUUACAAAAACACAUAAACUCCAACUGUCAUUUGAGACCAUCCACACGCAAUCACAGUUCUUUGUGCACGAGAAAUAAUAAAUUGUGGCAGACAAUGCAAACCGAA